Molecule: messenger RNA, 998 nt
Organism: Suillus subaureus
Lineage: Eukaryota; Fungi; Basidiomycota; Agaricomycetes; Boletales; Suillaceae
Product: NUDIX hydrolase domain-like protein
Exons: 4
Coding region: 203-733 (176 amino acids)
Biological process (GO): AMP biosynthetic process; ATP biosynthetic process
Molecular function (GO): bis(5'-nucleosyl)-tetraphosphatase (asymmetrical) activity
Source: RefSeq, a predicted model, not a curated record
GUUUGUUGCUUCUAACAAAUCCUUACCUUGCGGUGUAACAAACUUGAACGCUUCCUGAAUUGUCGAAGGCAACCCGGGAGUACGUCCAAUAACUCCGCCCUUGUCCUGAGUUGAACCACGUUCCGGAGUUGGAGCCCACGAUCCUGUACCGUCACAAGAGCAAUAAGCUCCUAUUAGGCCCCACUCCAGAUUCUGAAAGAAAAUGAAUAGAUCUCUUCAUCUCUCCGAAUCCUUUGUCAUCAGUUGUGGCACAGUUACCCUCGAUAUCGAUCAAUCUAAAGUCCUCGUCAUCUACUUGAGAAAAACAGGCGAAUAUUGCCUUCCAAAGGGGAGAAAAGAUGUGGGGGAACAGCUUGAAGUAACAGCCGUUCGCGAGACGUACGAAGAAACAGGAUACAUCGUUGAGCUACUACCCCUUCAGUUGACCACCCUUGCUACCCUCCAUGGGAAUGAUAAUGUCCGAUCUGCGAUACCUGGAGGGACAACGGAACCCGUCGCUGUGACGCAAAGGAUGACUCAGGGUGUGCUGAAGAUCAUCUUUUGGUAUGCGGCACGAGGCGAUUCUUGCGCCAUACGCCAGACGAAUACGACAGAACAAGACGACGAGGAGUUUGAUGCUGUCUGGUGUCCAAUGGAUGAAGUAGUUCGGUUGUUGACAUUCCAUGAUGACAAAACGAUCACUGCAAGGGUCAUCGAGGCAGCUCGUGGUGGGGGAAGUGGAUCUAAGGAGUGAGCAUGUGAAAUGAUGCCCGCUGGAGGCAGUCGAGAGCAAUAGAGGUACCUAGUGGCACAGACGGUUCAUUGACCGAUUUUCCAAACAAUGCGUCAAUAUUUGCAUCAUGUGAUCGGUAAUUCCAUCGAUCGACGCCAAGGUUUCCGGUUUCAAUGCCAUUUGCUUCGUCAUCUCGGCUGACUACCAGUCGAGCUCACUCUCUUUAUCCUUACUUUAUCUCUGACAGUCGCGAUGUCCAACCGCCCGAUGACUAGUACGCCUCGAG